UGUAGCUGCCCAAGCCACAUCUGCACAGCCUUGCACCCGGAGGGACCAUGUCGCGGCUCAGCUGGGGAUACGGCGAACACAACGGUCCUAGUCGUUGGAAUGAAUUUUUCCCUAUUGCUGAUGGUGAUCAGCAAUCUCCAAUCGAGAUUAAAACCAAAGAAGUGAAAUAUGACUCUUCCCUCCAACCUCUUAGUAUCAAGUAUGACCCAAGCUCUGCUAAAAUCAUCAGCAAUAGUGGCCAUUCCUUCAAUGUAGACUUCGAUGACACAGAAGACAAAUCAGUUCUGCGUGGGGGUCCACUGUCUGGAAGCUACAGGUUGCGACAGUUUCACCUGCACUGGGGAUCUGCUGAUGAUCACGGCUCUGAGCACAUGGUGGACGGAGUGAGGUAUGCUGCAGAGCUCCAUGUUGUUCAUUGGAAUUCAGACAAAUACCCCAGCUUUGUGGAGGCGGCUCAUGAGCCAGAUGGACUAGCUGUCUUGGGAGUAUUUUUACAGAUUGGUGAACAUAAUCCCCAGCUGCAAAAGAUUACUGAUAUUUUGGAUUCUAUUAAAGAAAAGGGUAAACAAACUCGAUUCACAAAUUUUGACCCAUUAUCUCUACUCCCGCCAUCCUGGGACUACUGGACAUAUCCUGGUUCUCUUACAGUUCCACCUCUUCUCGAGAGUGUCACGUGGAUCGUUUUGAAGCAACCUAUAAAUAUCAGCUCUCAACAGCUGACCAAAUUCCGCAGUCUCCUAUGUACAGCCGAGGGCGAAGCAGCAGCUUUUUUACUGAGCAACUAUCGCCCACCUCAGCCUCUGAAGGGUCGCAAAGUGAGAGCUUCUUUCCAUUAAGUGUUGUCACCAAUGGAUCACCCCAAACAUGAUUGUGGAGGAACAACAAAACCAAACAAAAUGCAAAAGUCCCUACUUACUAAUGGCUAUUUCCUCGAAUUCCAAGUUAUGGGUAUUAUUUGACUAUCAGCUUCAGCACCACAAAGAAAACCUGAUCUCUUCAGUCAAACUAACUUACCCAUCUUGGAUUUGCACUUGUAGCAUUCAAUUAGAAAACAUGGUUUGAUGAGUACUAAACUCCUUGAAAGGGCCUGCUGAUGGUGUGGUGUUGGAGUGGUUGCAUUCUACAUGGCCAACUGCAUGAGUCUGGGACCUGGUGGUUGGAGAAACACGCGGGGCACAUGUGUGUGCGUGACCAGAAUCCUGAGAGGAGAAUGGAGGAAAAGGGAUGGCAGCAUGCUCAUCUCCCUGAUGGGUGCUUUCUUGUUUUCCCUCUUUCUUUUUCUGUCUCUCUAGCUAGCACAUGUGCCCUGUAGCUAAUUAAAAACAAACAAACAAAUCCUAGAAAAAUGUCUACUUCAACCUGUGUGAAAACAUGACUGACAUUGCAAACCUUAGAAUGUAUUAAAAUGUUUACCUUGUCAUAGAGACUGAAUUGGUCACUCCAGUGACGUUAGAUGAGAAACUGAAAGUCAUUUGCCAAAUGAUAAGUUUGUGGUACCAUUUUCUAAACAAGUCAUUCUGCUUAAUAGUUUGAUAUUAUUCCAAUUCGUAAGUAGUAGAUAAUAUUUCCUUUUAAAAUAAUUUUUUGCUAUGAUUCUGUUGCUGAUAGUCAUUGCAUGAUAUCUUUAAUAAAGUGAACAAAUUGGGAGUUAGGGGAAUGGUAUGUAGCUACUUUAUGUGUCCUCUCCACUGAUCAGAAAUAGCCCAUACAGUUUUGAUGAGGACUAUUUGUGAUGGUUUACAUUAUAACAAAUUAUGCCAUGUAUCAUAUUCACUUGGUAAGGUUGAUGGUGAACUGGCUGAUAAUUGACAAGAUGCAGUGCUUUGCAUUUUGUAGCAUUGGCAUGGUGAAGCUAACAGAUUACAUAGCACUAGCUCAGGGACAGAUGCCUGCAGGCAAGAUGAAUGGGUUGGCUGCUUUUUGCCUUAUGUUUUGGCAACAGAGCAGGGAACAUCCCUGUGUGGGUCAUGGUUUGUCAGUUGGUAGAAAACAUUACUUGAAUUUCAUAGGAAUACACAGUUGGCUUAUAAACUCCUCAACUCAUUUCCAUGGUAAAGGGCACAUUCUCUUUUGCAUAUAGCUCCAUUCUCUUAAAUAAUUUUUGAAGGGGUGCUUGAUAUCAAUUUUUGUCUAUUAUCUCCUAUUUGUUUUUUGUUUUUGGUGAAGGAGGAUGGGGAUGCUGUUUCUUUUGCUCUUUCUGGUACAAAUGGAGUGACACUAAACAUUCACUUAAUAACUAUAGUUAAAACUUGAACAGAAGCUAUGCUCCUGUCACCUUCUGAGAAAUGUUUACCUGGGUUUCCUUGAUGUUGAUUUCUUUCAGAUAUCUCUUUUCUUCUGGAUGUAGAUUUUAAUAAUUGAAAUUGUUUUGCAAUAUUCUUCUUGAUAGAAUAACUGAGUGUUAGUAAAUUGUGUAACAAUAAUGUAUACAAUGUUGCAUAAGAUGAACUGAAGAUGAAAGCUGUUAUCUUGGUAAUUGUUAUUUUCUGUUUGUCCAGCUUGCAGGCUUGAAAGAGAUUGAUAUUGUAACAAGUAUUAAAUGAAUUAAAGUGUUAAGAACA
This is a messenger RNA of Tupaia belangeri chinensis (Chinese tree shrew), 2561 nucleotides long. RefSeq names its product carbonic anhydrase 13 (gene CA13). The transcript has 7 exons. The record is from RefSeq and is a predicted model, not a curated record. The coding region runs from base 48 to 836 and encodes 262 amino acids. Lineage: Eukaryota; Metazoa; Chordata; Mammalia; Scandentia; Tupaiidae. Gene Ontology annotation, molecular function: zinc ion binding; carbonate dehydratase activity. Gene Ontology annotation, cellular component: cytoplasm; cytosol.